Molecule: messenger RNA, 1563 nt
Organism: Paramecium tetraurelia
Lineage: Eukaryota; Ciliophora; Oligohymenophorea; Peniculida; Parameciidae
Exons: 7
Biological process (GO): reciprocal meiotic recombination
Cellular component (GO): nucleus
Molecular function (GO): double-stranded DNA binding
Source: RefSeq, a predicted model, not a curated record
AUGGCUGCAUUUUCCAUAGAAUAACUCAAUUUUGUAGAUAAACCCAUGUUCAAUAUUUCAAUUGAACAAAGAUCAUACUAAAGAGAUACUCAAGGCAAUUUCAUAAAAUAAAUUAAUUAUUUAUAAUUGGAACCAUGCACAUUAGAUCAUUUUUAAUUAGUCUUAAAUUAACCUGAUUACGAUUUCGAAUAAGAAUAUUAGAAGCUUUAAUUAAAUAAAUGGCUUUGUCCACAAAAGGAUUUUUAAUUUACUAUAUAAGGAACAUUCACUAGCAAUUACUUUGAUUUUAUAAGAGUUAUUGUAAGUGAUUGUGACGAUUCCUAAAGUGGAUACUAGAAUUGGAAUCCUACUUGCGCUACCUAAUCUUCGUAAGUUGAAUAUUUAAAUACACAUGAAUCAUUUAAGUUGUAAAUCUAUCAAGUCAAUAAUGUUGUUAAUCCUAAUUCUCCACAACAAUAUUAUUAGUCAUAUCUUGAUGGAGAAAUGUACUUUACUUUUACCCCUUAAAAAUUGUCAAGAUAAGCUAAUUUAUUUUUUAGAAAAUACUAAUUCUAAAAUGAUGAUUCCUUAUUGCCAUUUCAAUCGAUUAAUGAAAAAGAAUUAAUUGUGAGAUAAAGUGUAGAUUACAGAGAAAUAACAGAAAUAGGACGAUAGGGUGAUAAAAAUUAUGGCAUUGUUUAUUUAAGAAGAAGUCAAUUCUCAGAAUAUAUAGAUAGGAGAUUCACUAAAAUCGAUGAAUUAUUAUCCUUUCUUGGGGGAUUCUUAUAAAUCAUGAUUACAGGUUUCGGAAUAUUUAUAAUGUAUUAUAAUAAAUUAUAAUUAUAAAUCGAAUUAUCAAAUAAAUUGUUUAACUUUCCAGAAAAAUUUGGAAAAGCAAAAGUCAAGAAUAAUCAAGUUUAACAAACUUUAGACAGUUCAAUGUAUAAUGAUUCUAAAUUUAUUGUAAAUUCUGAGCAAGGAGCAUCUAAAGCCACUCUAGUAAUUGAUAAAGAAAAAAGCACACUUACAAAAUCCAUUUUAAAAUUAUUUGAACAAUCUUAAAGAUUAAAAUUAUCUCUGAAAUCAUUAAUAAAUCAUUUAUCAUUUAAAUUGAUUUUUAAUAAUGAUGAAACUAAACUGUUUUAGAAAGCCAUGGAUACUGUCGAUUAGCAUUUGGACAUUUAAGAAAUCCUCUAUUAAUUGUAGGAAUUAUUCAAAUUGAAGACAUUGAUAUUGAAAAAGCAGUAAAUAACGUUAUUCAAUUUUACUCCAAAACCAAAUUUGACAUUAAAGGAUGAGGAGCAAGUUCCAAAUAGAUUGAUGUUUGAAUAAGCUCUUUCUGAGAAUGAGAAACAGGGAUAUUAGAAAGAUGAGUUAAUAAGUGAACUUUACAAUGCAUGGAUCGAAAUUAAAUCAGAUAAAACGUAGAAUGAAUGCCAAUACGAAUUAAAUCAGAGACUUAAUCAAGAAUUAGGGAAUGAGAUUUAAUAAUAUUUUUAAGAUUAUUUGGAAACUGAGAAUAAUCUAAAGAAAUAAAAGGAGAAUUCUUAAUAGAAGAGGCUAACAGAACUUUAGAAUUUAUGA